Molecule: messenger RNA, 2137 nt
Organism: Salvia hispanica
Lineage: Eukaryota; Viridiplantae; Streptophyta; Magnoliopsida; Lamiales; Lamiaceae
Product: Pentatricopeptide repeat (PPR) superfamily protein
Molecular function (GO): protein binding
Source: RefSeq, a predicted model, not a curated record
CCCGCAAAUCAAUGGCGCUUUCCAAACCCUCAUUUCUCAAUCAGCUCGUCAGAGCCCUAACGGCUCCCCGCCGUCCCGCUCCGCCGCAGGCCUAUCUCCCUCUCCGCCACUUCUCCUUCGCCACCCCGGAGGAAGCCGCCGCCGAGCGUCGCAAGCGCAAGCGCCGCCUCCGCAUCGAGCCGCCGCUCUCCGCCCUCCGCCACCAGCAGCCCCGCUCCGCCCCGGCGCCGCAGAACCCCAACGCUCCGAAGCUCCCCGAGCCCGUAUCCGCGCUCUCCGGCAGCCGCCUCAACCUCCACAACAAGAUCCUCACGCUCAUACGCGAGAACGAUCUCGAGGAGGCCGCGCUCUUCACGCGCCACUCCGUCUACUCCAAUUGCCGUCCCACCAUCUACACCUGCAAUGCGGUGAUGGCUGCGCAGCUUCGCCAGGGGAAAUUGUCCGAGCUCCUCACGCUCCACCGCUUCAUCACGCAAGCCGGCAUAGCCGCUAAUGUCGUCACGUACAAUAUCCUCCUUACUCUUUAUCUCGAUAGUCGGAAAAUCGAUUUAGCUCUAGAGCAAUACAAGCAGCUGAUUAAUGAUGCUCCGUUCAAUCCAUCGCCCACAACUUAUCGCAUUUUGGUUAAGGGGUUAGUAGAUAACCAGCAACUCGAAAAGGCAAUUGAGAUUAAGAACGAAAUGGAGACGAAGGGGUUUAAGCCGGAUCCUACUAUCUAUUCCUAUUUGAUGGCAGGUCAAGCAAACAAUUUGAAUGCAGAUGGGGUUUUGGAGUUGUAUGAGGAAUUGAAGCAAAAAUUGGGGACAGAUGAGAUCUUGGAUGGGGUGAUAUACGGGAAUUUGAUGAAAGGCUACUUUUUGAAGGGGAUGGAAGCAGAGGCCAUGGAGGUGUAUAGCAAGGUGGUUGUUGAAAAUUCAACCGUUAAGAUGAAUGCUGUCUCGUUCAAUUUUGUUUUGGAGGCUUUGAGCAAGAAUGGGAAGUUUGACGUGGCAUUACAGUUGUUCGAGAGGAUGAAGAAUGAGCAUGACCCUCCGAGGAAGUUGAGUGUGGAUUUGGGUAGCUAUAAUGUUAUAGUUGAUGGUUAUUGUGCAGAGAAGAGAUUUGAUGAGGCCAUUGAGGUUUUCAAUAGCAUGGGAGAGAAAAGAUGCAAUCCUGAUGCAUUGUCGUAUAAUGUGCUGAUUGAUCAGUUGUGUAGUAACGACAAACUGGCUGAUGCGGAGGAGCUGUACAAUAGGAUGCCAGAUACGAAUGUGAAUCCGGAUGAAUAUACCUUUGUUACGCUUAUGGAUACUUGCUUGAAGGAGAAUAGGUUAGGUGAUGCAGCUAAAUACUUUGGGAAAAUGGUUGAGUCAAAACGUAGACCGAACUUGGCAGUUUAUAACAGGCUUGUUGAGGAGCUGGUUAAGGCUGGCGAGGUUGAUGAGGCGAAGUUUUUCUUUGACUUGAUGGUGCCAAAGCUGAGGAUGAAUGAUGAUGCAUACAAGUUCAUCAUGAAUGCGCUAGCUGGGGUUGGGAAGCAUGAUGAAGUGGUGAAGAUUGUUGAUGGAAUGUUGAGGGAGGAUCCCGGGGAUUUCACCGAGGAGUUGGAAGAGUUUGUUAGGGAAUUGUUGAGGAAGGAAGGGAUGGAGGAUGAGGUGACAAAUCUUAAAUUGCAGUUGGAGAAGGAGAAAGCUGAGGCUGCUGCUAAAGCUGCUGAAGAAGCUGCGAAAGCUAAGGCCAGUACUAGCCUUGCUAUGGCUGAUUUGUUGUCUUCUAAGUCGUUUGGAAAGAAGCCGGAUGUGGAAGAACUGUCAGGUGAAGGCGAAGAGCAGGAAUCUGUUCCCAUGGCCGCUGAAGUGGAGAAUGUAGUGGGGAAUGCUGCCACUGAAUCAGCAGAAAAUGAAGGAAACAGUGUAAAUGAGAAAGCAACUGCUUGACCUGGAGCUAUACUAGAUAGCAAAUAAUUGUUUUAUUUCUCAAUUGAAGCUUUUUAGCAUCACUCGAAUAUGUGCCUGCACCUCAAUCUCUCUAUGUCAUUGAAAUUGAGAUGCAAAGAUGAUUAUUCACAAUGUAUUAGAGCCAUCAUAUGGUUGGUGAUGAGGAGUCAUUUUGAUGUAAUUUGGGUUCCAUUUAAUAUUAAUGUGCUUUUCAGUUUUAA